UUGAACUGGACCGUUAUGGACGGCAACGAUCAACCAAUAGAAACGUCUGAUUACCUUUUGGGGGCGUUUCCAGGAAGAAAGCGGUUACACUUUCCUGUAAUGGCGGACCAGACAGAGAGCGAAACUCUUGGGUUUAACGACAACAGAAUGGCACAGCAGGCAGUGCGGUUCCGCAGCCCUGCGCCUGCCACUCCUCCAACACCUACACCAGCCCAGACCCCAGUUUUACGAGGCCCUCCGCCACUGCUUAGGCCACCGCCGCCUCCAUUUGGCAUGAUGAGGGGCCCGCCGCCAAGACCCCCGUUUGCCCGACCUCCCUUUGACCCAAACAUGCCGCCUAUCCCACCACCCGGAGGCAUGCCACCACCCAUUGGACCUCCUCACCUCCAGAGGCCUCCUUUCCUUCCUCCUCCCAUGGGCAACUUGCCGCCUCCACCAGGGAUGCUGUUUCCUCCUGGGAUGCCUCCUGUUCCUGCAUCUGGAAACCCAGCUCUCAAUCCUGCAGAGGAAAUCUGGGUAGAGAACAAAACUUCUGAGGGAAAGACAUAUUACUACAAUGCUCGGACCAGAGAGUCGUCAUGGAGCAAACCAGAUGGUGUGAAGAUCAUCCAGCAGUCUGAACUUAACCCUCUCCUGGUAGCGGGGGCUACAGCUGCAGGUUCCGGUGCGAAUGUGGGUGCGACCGGGCCCGCUAGCACCAACAGUGGUAACACACCUGCCAGCACGGCGGCGGCAGCCUCCCCCACUCAGGCCCCGACCUCUACCCCGACCUACACACUCACCUCGAGUCCAGGCCCCACCACCACCCCCUCGCCCUCUGUGACCAUCGCAGCCACUGUUGUAGCAGACCUCCCCCCUGUUGCCACUGUGACUUCCACCGUUGCUGUGUCGCCGGUCACCGUGGUGACCGUUUCCACAGUGCCAUCCCCUGUCACGGCGGUCCAGACUGUGCCACUGCUGCAAGCAGCCUUGCCUCACAGUGUGGCCCAGCCCACUGCAGCCAUACCUGCCUUCCCACCCGUCAUGGUGCCACCUUUCCGGGUGCCUUUGCCAGGCAUGCACAUCCCUCUACCAGGUGUAGCAAUGGUGCAGAUAGUAGGUGCUCCCUGUGUAAAGGCAGGCCCCAGCGCCAACGGCAUGCUCCCUGGUAUGGGCCCGCCUUUAGUUUCCAUGAUGCACCCGCAACUGACGCUUUCGCCGGCUCCGGCAUCCAUAGCCGGAUCGUUGCAGCUUCCUGAGUGGACGGAGUACAGGACAGCCGAUGGGAAAACGUACUACUACAACAACCGCACGCUAGAGUCCACCUGGGAGAAACCACAGGCCCUCUUAGAAAAAGAAAAAGAAGCAGAGAAGGCCAAAGAACGACUGACCCAGGAGGAAGCUGAGGCAAUGGAGAUGGAGGAUGAAGAUAUAAAGAUGGAAAACACUAAUAAUGUGAAGGAGGAACCUAAAGAAGAAGAGAUGACUGAGGAAGAAAAGGCAGCUCAGAAAGCCCGGCCUGUCGCCACCAACCCCAUACCUGGCACACCUUGGUGUGUGGUGUGGACGGGUGACGACCGUGUUUUCUUCUACAACCCGACCACACGGCUGUCGAUGUGGGACCGGCCCGAAGAGCUGGUCGGCCGAUCCGACGUGGACAAACACAUCCAGGAGCCGCCACACAAGAGAGGCUCGGAGGACAGCAAGAAGACAGGAAUCAGUAAGGAGGAACCAGAGAUGUCGCUGGCCACUGAAGAUAGUCCAGAUGAGGAGCCAACCAAAUCCAAAAAGAGAAAGAAAGAAGAAACAAAGGAGGCAGACUCUGAGAAGGAAGCAGCCAUGGAGGCAGAGCUGCGAGCGGCCAGAGAGAGAGCAGUGGUGCCCCUAGAGGCCAGGAUGACCCAGUUCAGAGACAUGCUGCUGGAGAGAGGGGUGUCUGCGUUCUCGACCUGGGACAAAGAGCUCCAUAAGAUAGUGUUCGACCCACGCUACCUUCUGCUCAACCCAAAAGAAAGGAAACAGGUUUUUGAUCAGUAUGUGAAAACAAGAGCUGAAGAGGAAAGAAAGGAGAAGAAGAACAAGCUCAUGCAGGCCAAAGAUGAUUUCAGGCGGAUGAUGGAGGAUUCCAAGCUCACACCCAAAACAACAUUUAGUGAAUUUGCCAUGAAGCAUGGAAGAGAUCCAAGAUUCAAGGCCAUCGACAAGAUGAAGGACAGGGAGGCAAUCUUCAUCGAAUUUAUGACCGCUAUGAGGAAGAGAGACAAAGAAGACUCCAAAACCAGAGGAGAGAAGGUCAGGCAAGACUUUUUUGACCUCCUAAACGACCAACACGUGGAGGGAAAUCAGCGAUGGAGCAAAGUGAAAGAGCGGCUAGAGACUGACCCUCGGUACAAGGCUGUGGACAGCUCUGCUCUCAGAGAGGAGCUGUUCAAACAGUUCAUGGAGAAACAAGCAAAGAAUGUGGACAUUGAGAAGGAGCGAGAGCUGGAGCGGCAGGCUCGCAUCGAGGCCAGUCUCAGAGAGAGGGAGCGGGAGGUGCAGAAAGCCCGAUCGGAGCAGACCAAAGAGAUUGACCGAGAAAGGGAGCAGCACAAACGGGAGGAGGCCAUCCAGAACUUCAAAGCCCUCAUGUCUGACAUGGUCCGUUCUUCGGACGCAACGUGGUCGGACACGCGCCGCAACCUGCGGAAGGACCACCGCUGGGAGUCGGCUUCCCUGCUGGAACGGGAGGAGAAGGAGAAGCUGUUCAACGAGCAUGUAGAAGCGCUGGCCAAGAAGAAGAAGGAACAAUUCAGGCAGCUGCUUGAUGAGACCAGCAUGAUCACGCUGACGACUACUUGGAAGGAAGUCAAGAAGGUCAUCAAAGAUGAUCCCCGCUGUAUUAAAUUCUCCUCCAGUGACAGAAAGAGACAGCGAGAGUUUGAAGACUACAUCAAAGACAAAUACAUCACGGCCAAAGCUGACUUCAGAACCCUGCUGAAGGAGACAAAGUUCAUCACGUACAGGUCCAGAAAGCUGAUCCAGGAGUCGGACCAGCAUCUGAAAGACGUGGAGAAGAUCCUUCAAAACGACAAGCGAUACCUCGUGUUGGAGUGCGUCCCAGAGGAGCGCAGAAAGCUGAUCAUGUUCUACAUCGAGGAUUUGGACCGACGCGGCCCGCCUCCUCCCCCCACCGCCUCUGAGCCGACUCGACGCUCCACCAAGUGAACGGCUGGAUCGCCACCAUGACCAGUGACCUACUCCUCCCCGCCCUUCCCUUUGGCCAGAGCAUGACCUCCCCCCAGCACCUCCUGAACCCCAGCCUUCAGGCUGGCCUCGCAGUGUUAUUGCUGGGGGCUGACUUCCUUAGAGAUGAACGGUUAAGGUCUCUGUGUUAUGCCAUCUCUUCAUCCUGCAUUUAAGGUCACAGCAGGGAACAGAGGUUGACCUGAUCUCCAGUCGACUGUUGACCUCUUUACCUCUGAGGGAGAGGAGAAAGCGGUGAGGCUGUUGUCUGAGCAGCCACACAGAUGUAAGAUAGCUGAUGUAAAUGAAGAUGUGUGUGCGUGUGAGUAUGAGUGUGGCGCAGGCAUGUUUAAAUUGAGUAUAUGUUUGAGGCGUCCUUAAGCCUUACAGCUCCACUGUGCCAGUCACCGUUUCUGUGGCACAGUGUGAAUGUUAGUUUCAGCUCAGUGGUUUACUCCAAUGUCACAGCAGUUUCUCUGUUGAAUGAAAUAAAAGCAACAUCCACUGUUUUUCAA
Messenger RNA from Gambusia affinis (western mosquitofish), 3719 nucleotides. RefSeq names its product transcription elongation regulator 1b (CA150) (gene tcerg1b). Gene Ontology annotation, molecular function: RNA polymerase binding; transcription coregulator activity. The transcript has 21 exons. Bases 16 to 3186 code for a protein of 1056 amino acids. The record is from RefSeq and is a predicted model, not a curated record. Lineage: Eukaryota; Metazoa; Chordata; Actinopteri; Cyprinodontiformes; Poeciliidae. Gene Ontology annotation, cellular component: nucleus.